ACUAACCAACUUUUCUUUUGACAGCUACAGAAGAUUUGUGUCAUGUUAGAUUUAGUAUUUUAUAAAAAGAAAAGAUAGAUUUUAUCAAUUUUAUAGCAAAGAAAUUAGAGCAACGUUAAGAUAAAUUAAAAUGGAAGGCCCUCCACCACCCAGAGAUGCCAGCCUUCGGAAUAUUAUAGAUAAACUGGCAGAAUUUGUCGCUAGAAAUGGUCCGGAAUUCGAAAUGAUAACUAAGCAAAAGCAACAAAAUAAUCCCAAAUUUGAGUUUCUAUACGGAGGAGAGUUUGCGGCUUACUAUCAAUAUAGGGUUCAGGCAGAGCAAGUUUUUUUGAAACAACAAGGACAGGGUCCUAAUGCGGCCGGUAUGAUGCAUCCACAGCAGCAAAUGCAACAAUUUCAAACACAACAACAACAAACACCACAUUUCACACAAGGACCUCCACCAAAUUUGUUACAUCAUCAAGGCAGCAAUCAAAUGAAUGAUGGAAAUAACUUUAGCAUAAAUCAACCGCCGCCCAAUCAUCAGCUGUGGAACAGUGGCCCGCCUGCACAACACAAUGCUGCGAUGUUGCAGCAGCAACAACGACCGCAGCCUCAGGCAUCCGCUGCAAAUGGUGGCGGAAACCAACAAUCGCUGACCAUGACAUUAACGGCACAAAUUGAAUCAAUCAAUAUGCAACAGAACUCAUUGCGAGAGCAAAUACGGCAAUCGGAAUCAAACUUAACUGCCCAACACACGGCACUGGUGAACCAGCAGAAGAAACAUAUUGAAGAGGCUAUAGAGGAGGCACAAAAUAACCAAUUGGAAAAACAGGCGGAGGAACAAAAUAUCUCCCUUAAAGAAUUCGAUGGCAUAUUGCAGCCUAUAAUUGAUGCAUGCACCAAGGAUAGUAUUUCCCAAGGCAAAAACUGGAUAUUACAGCAUUCAUCCGACAGCGCUAAAAACAAUGUCGUUUUACAAUAUCUUUUAAAGAAGGCCUUGGCAGAUGGUUCAACAUUUCAGCAAAAAUUACAUCUUAUAUAUUUAAUUAAUGAUAUACUACAUCAUUGUGUUCGGAAAAAUGCCAAUGAUCUGAAGAAUAGCCUAGAGAAUGUUGUCAUACCAAUGUUUUGCAGCGCCGAUUUAAUUGCCACUACGGACCAGCGGGCAAAACUGACCAAACUCUUGUCGCUGUGGGAAUCAAAGGCAAAAUUCUUUGAUGCAUGCGUUAUAUCAAAACUGCAAUCGCCGGAUUCCUCUAUGCAAGAGUAUAAAACAAAUUUGCAAAAUCUACAUCAUGAAACUACAUCCAAGUUUACACAGGCCAUUAAAACACAAAUGGAUAACUAUAAAAAGCAACAUCAGAUUUUCAUACAGCAUGCUGCCCAACAAAUAACACAGCUGGAGCAACAGAAACAGCAAAUAGAGCAACAAAUGCUGGCAACUGUGUUGCCUAAUUCUGGCCUAAUGCCAGUUUCAAAUACUCAGCAGCAACAACAACAACCACCUCCGCAGCAACAACAGCAGCAGCCACCACCGCAGCAACAAUCAGCCAUACCUUCCUUAAUGGGGCAAAAAAUAGCAAUGCCUAAUAUGAAUGAAUCCUCUGAUUCCUUUGCCAAUGCACAAAAUCAUUCGAAUGCGAUCAAUAACCAAUGCUUUGCGAAUGCACCAUCUGCAGCUAAUAACUUCUUUAUUCCGGACUUAUCGAAACCACCACCAGGUUUCCUAAAUCAACCAACGGCCGCGGCAGGUUCUGGCAAUUCACAACAAAUUCCAACAAUAAUGCAACCAUCGCCUUUUGCUCAAGUCAAUAGCAACAACAUUCCACAAAAUCAAAAUAUCAUCAAUGCUCCCCCCAAUGUUAAUGCAGGUGAUCUUUUGAAUAAUGUGUCCAAUUUAAAUGUGGAUCUGCGAAAUGUUACAGCUGCCUUGCAAAUGGUACAACAGCAGCAGCAACAACAACAACAGCAGCAGCAGCAGCAACAACAACAACAACCCCAAACACAACUCCAACAUCCAAUGCCUUUUGAUAAUGAAACCUCACAUAACAGUAGUAUGUUAAGCGAGGAUAACCAAUCAUCGCCGAAUCUACAGCCACUGGGCAACGAACCACAAGAGGAACAAAAAACAACAGCUGCCUAUUAUGAUUUACCCGCUGGUCUUAUGGUGCCACUUAUACGUCUAGAGGAUUAUAUUUACAAGCCAUUGGAUCCAAACGAUAUACGUCUGCCACCACCAGCACCCCAAAAUGAACGAUUAACAAAUGCUUUGGCUGCCUUCUACUCAUUGCCUACACACGAUAGACCCAGAGACUAUGAGGGCUGGGAAAAACUUGGUCUCUAUGAAUAUUAUAAAGUUAAAAAUGCUGCCCGAAAGCAAAAGGAGGAGGAUAUCAAAAAUGGAAUUAGAGAAAAAUCACGAUCUCCCAGUCCGAUUGUUUUGGAGAAACCAAAGCCCAAGAAAACCAACAAACGGUGUUAUCGCUCUAAAAGCCGUAGUCGGUCACGAUCCCCACGGAAAUCUAGAACGCGUUCUCGAUCACGUUCAAGAUCGCCAGUGCGUCCAGCCCCCAACCGCAGUGAUAGAGGUCGCAAUCGCUAUAAUAGAAGAAGUCGCUCUCCACCACGACGUUCACCACCACGCGACAGAGAGCGAGAACGUGAACGCGAUCGUGAGAAUGAUAAAAUCGAUCGAACAACAAAACGUGAACGAGAACGUUCGAUUACACCACCCAGCUUUUUCGGCAAUAAUUUUGCAAAGCAAAAUGAGUUCAUAGACGAAUCCAACAAAGGCCAUCAAAUGUUAAUGAAAAUGGGCUGGUCAGGCGCUGGUACCGGUUUAGGUACAAAAAAUCAGGGCAUUGAUCAGCCUAUUUCAGGUGGUGAAGUAAGAGAUCGUAAGGAUUUGUACAAGGGCGUUGGCAUCAAUAUGAAUGAUCCCUAUGAGAACUUUCGGAAAAAUAAAGGUGCUGCUUUUGUAUUUCGCAUGCGUACGCGUGACGAGAAAAGUUAAAGACAUUUAUAAUAAUACCUUUAAGUUAGGUGAUUAAGUUAACGCGUGUUUCUUUCUUUUUUUGUAAAAACAAACAUUGAAUUUUUAAGCACAUCUCGAUGGUAACUUCAUUUCAAGUUCGCUUUCUUGUUUUCAAUAUAAUUUCAUUAUUAGAUAUUAUGUUAAAGCUG
Molecule: messenger RNA, 3165 nt
Organism: Stomoxys calcitrans (stable fly)
Lineage: Eukaryota; Metazoa; Arthropoda; Insecta; Diptera; Muscidae
Gene: scaf6
Product: calcium homeostasis endoplasmic reticulum protein
Exons: 13
Coding region: 131-2995 (954 amino acids)
Biological process (GO): RNA processing; intracellular calcium ion homeostasis
Cellular component (GO): perinuclear region of cytoplasm
Molecular function (GO): RNA binding
Source: RefSeq, a predicted model, not a curated record